AACAUGUUCAGCAGUAAGAACUUCCAGGCUUUACUCACCCUCCGAUUGUACUUCCCAGUUAUAUAAGGAUAAUGAGGGAAAAUUUCAAAAAGUAUGCACCACAGUCAGAACAGCAAAGACAAACAUAAGUAUCCGAACUAAUAGAAGGACAGUGGGCAUCAUAUCCAG
This is a messenger RNA of Acaulospora morrowiae, 168 nucleotides long. The record is from the annotation of a GenBank genome assembly. Lineage: Eukaryota; Fungi; Glomeromycota; Glomeromycetes; Diversisporales; Acaulosporaceae.